Messenger RNA from Eupeodes corollae, 1617 nucleotides. Its product is annotated as probable cytochrome P450 309a2. NCBI's taxonomy places the organism in Eukaryota, Metazoa, Arthropoda, Insecta, Diptera, Syrphidae. The record is from RefSeq and is a predicted model, not a curated record. Gene Ontology annotation, molecular function: heme binding; iron ion binding; oxidoreductase activity, acting on paired donors, with incorporation or reduction of molecular oxygen. Bases 45 to 1562 code for a protein of 505 amino acids. The transcript is spliced from 8 exons.
UUGUGUUUAAAUCUCUUAACGUUAAUAUAUUGAUAGAAGUUUAAAUGGCAAUUUUUAUCCUUAUUUUGUGUUGCCUUAGUGCAGUUCUUGGGGCUAUUUAUAUAUAUUUAUCUUGGAAUUUUAAUUUCUGGAAGAAACGCGGAGUAGCAGGUCCUGAACCAAAAUUGAUUUUAGGAACUAUUCCUUGCAUUAUCAAAAAGAAUCGUAAUUUAGCCUUUGAAUUACAAGACUUAUAUGAAAAAUACAAGAAAACUGGAGAAAGAUUUAUUGGAGUUUUUAUGACAAGAAAUCCUCAAAUCUUGGUCAUUGAUCCGCUAUUAGCUCGUGAAGUAAUGGUAACAAACUUUAAAUGCUUCCGUGGUAAUGAGCAAACUCUAUGGGUAAAUAGAAAGUUAGAAGAGGUAUCUACCAUGAAUCCGUUCAUGAAUUCUGGUUCAAUUUGGAAGGAAUUAAGAAGUGAUGUUAUUGGAGGACUUAGUCCCCAAAGGAUUAAACAAGCUUAUCCUAUUGCGCUGGAAAUCUGUAAGAAGCUGACUAACUACGUUAAGGCUCAUUCUCAAAAAUCGGACGGUAAAAUUGAAGUCAAAAGUCUUUGCUACAAAUACACCAUUGAAAUCAUAUCUGACUUUGUUUGGGGUGUGAAUGCCGAUGCUUUGAACAUAGACGAACCCCCAAAUCAAAUGUUGAAGAUGGCUAGAAAAUUGGUUGAUGACUCCUUUAUGAAAAUUGGACUUCAUUAUUUGUGGGGUCUAGCACCACCAAUCUUUCGAACCCUCUUUGCUGGUCGGUUUUAUCCAAUAGAAACCGACAAUUUCUACACUAAAGUCCAAAAAGAUGCUGUAGAAAUGAGACUACGCAAUAAGACGGAUCGUUCGGAUUUCCUCAACUAUUUGAUUCAACUGCAGGAAAAGAAGUUCAUAAGUCAUAUGAAUAUGGUUGGACAUAGUGCGACGGUUUUACUUGAUGGUUUCGAAACAGCAGCCACCGUGAUGGCUCAUACUUUGUAUUUCUUGGCCAAUAAUCAGACAUCUCAGAAUAAGCUUAGGGAAGAAAUAAUGGCUAAUUUGGAUAAAAAUGGAUGUAUCAGCUAUGAUGUUUUGGUAGAACUUCCAUAUUUGGAACAGUGUAUCAAUGAAACACUUCGGUUGAUAACUCUAAUUUCCGUUGCAACAAGAAUAUGCAGUGAAGAGACAACUUUGGAAAAUAGAAAAGGCCACAAAGUAAAAAUUGAACCAGGAAUGGUUGUUCACAUUCCCACGUAUUCGUUCCACAAUGAUCCGGAAGUAUAUCCCAAACCAGGAGACUAUACUCCUGAACGUUUUGAUAAUGGACGAGCAAAAGAACUAAAUCAGAAAGGACACUUCUUUCCAUUUGGUGAUGGGCCUAGAAUUUGUGCCGGAAUGAAACUUGGACAAUUGGAAGCUAAGGCUGGUAUUGUUGAAAUAUUGAAAAAUUUCUAUGUUAAGAAAGCGGAUAAUUAUGAGCGAUUUAUUGAUCCAGCAUCAUUUCUUCUUGGUUUGUGUGGUGAUAUAUUUUUAGAAUUCGAAAGUAUUCAAAAGUGAAAGGACAGUAUUUAAAAAUUGUACAAUUGUGUAAAUAAAUUGAGGUAUUAUUCUA